Oncorhynchus gorbuscha (pink salmon) is the source of this 1274-nucleotide messenger RNA. Its product is annotated as AP-1 complex subunit sigma-2-like. Gene Ontology annotation, cellular component: intracellular membrane-bounded organelle; AP-1 adaptor complex; membrane coat. The transcript is spliced from 5 exons. Gene Ontology annotation, molecular function: clathrin-cargo adaptor activity. The coding region runs from base 140 to 598 and encodes 152 amino acids. The record is from RefSeq and is a predicted model, not a curated record. Lineage: Eukaryota; Metazoa; Chordata; Actinopteri; Salmoniformes; Salmonidae. Gene Ontology annotation, biological process: intracellular protein transport; vesicle-mediated transport.
GUCCAAUGGUAAAUGUAGUUGUCGUUUGAGAACAGGAGCAGUAGACGGGUAUUCAUUCACUGUGAAUACCAAACUAACAGACUGUGUAUUGAGUGAGAGUGCAUCAUUACCCCUUGAAGAAUUGAACUAACAUUGAAAGAUGCAGUUCAUGCUGCUGUUCAGUAGGCAGGGGAAGCUGCGUCUCCAGAAGUGGUAUGUUCCUCUGUCUGAUAAGGAGAAGAAGAUUACAAGAGAGCUGGUCCAGACGGUUCUGGCUAGGAAACCAAAGAUGUGUUCAUUUCUGGAGUGGAGAGACCUCAAGGUUGUUUACAAGAGGUAUGCCAGCCUGUAUUUCUGCUGUGCCAUAGAGAACCAGGACAACGAGCUGAUCACACUAGAGAUCAUCCACAGAUAUGUGGAACUACUGGAUAAGUAUUUUGGCAGUGUGUGUGAGCUGGACAUCAUAUUUAACUUUGAGAAGGCCUACUUCAUCCUGGAUGAGUUCUUGCUGGGAGGAGAGGCUCAGGACACGUCAAAGAAGAAUGUACUAAAGGCUAUAGAACAAGCUGACCUACUGCAGGAGCCCCGUCAUGAGUACUUUAAUGUGCCUGUGUACUAAACGUCCACUACUGCUGUCAGCUACUGUCACCACUCCACUGCUGUCCUGUCCACUCUGCAUGCGGAGCCCCUCCCCCAGCACAUGGUCCCUCCAGCACCUGGCUCCUCAUCCUCAGCCCCCUAAAGUGCCAUGCUUUACCAACUGAUCCACACAGGACUACGGCUACAUCGUCAGAGGUCAUUGGUCUACAUUUUCAGUUUCUCACAUACUUCCAUCAGCUGAUUCCACUGUUUGUUGUCUAUCUGAAGAGGCCAUGGUUUACUGUGUAUAAUACAACGGGUGGGUCUAAUCCUGAAUGCUGAUUGGUUAAAUCUGCAUUCCAGCCGGUCUAUUCCACAAGUGACUACCGGCAAAAUCUAUGCCGUUAAAAUGCCUAUUUACUCUGUUCCAUCUGACUGAGCAUUCCACUGUCUCAUCAGCCCAGCUCAUAUUUCUUUUAGACUAACAUUUAGUUUUAACAGAGGUGAUUUGUAUAAACAUUUGCAACAUUGUUUCAAUAUUCAAAUUCAAUCUCCAUCUGUCCCAUAGUGAUGAACGUGUUGGGUGUCGGGAUGAGACAGGCAGGCAGCUUUUCUCAGCCAGUCAAAAUCAUGAAUCAGCAUCAUUUUUAUGGAUACAGUUGAAGUCUGAAGUUUACAUACAGUUAGGUUGGAGUCAUUAAAACUCGUUUUUCAAC